UCUGUCAUCGGCGCUGUUCUCAGAUCAUGGAGCUGAGAGCCGAGCUUUUAAAGUCCAUCUGGUACGCCUUCACGGCCUUGGACGCGGAGAAAAGCGGCAAAGUGUCCAAGUCUCAGCUGAAAGUGCUUUCUCACAAUCUCUACACUGUGCUCUGUAUCCCCCAUGAUCCCGUGGCGUUGGAGGAACAUUUCAAAGAUGAUGAUGAUGGGCCGGUUUCAAGUCAGGGGUAUAUGCCAUAUAUCAACAAGUACAUCCUGGACAAGGUAGAAGAAGGUACUUUCGUCAAGGAGAGGUUUGAUGAGCUGUGCUGGACAUUGACAGCAAAGAAGAAUUACAAGCAAGACCGGAAUGGAAACAGUGUUGUAUCCCACGAAGAUGCUUUCAGGCUCUGGUGUCUCUUUAAUUUCCUGUCUGAAGACAAGUACCCUCUUGUUAUGGUUCCUGAUGAGGUGGAAUAUCUCCUGAAGAAGAUCUGCACAGCCAUGAGCAUUGAGCUCAACAGCGGGGAGCUGGAUGACUAUCUUUCCCAAGAAACCCAGCAGCAGAGUGGCUUGAUAGUUUGGCAGUUCCUAGACUUGGUAAAUUCAGGUCGGUUCCUGCGGGGGAUUGAGCGUGAGGCCAUCAGUAUGGCAAUUGAGGAGGUCUACCAGGAGAUCAUCGGGGAUGUGCUCAAACAGGGCUAUCUGUGGAAGAAAGGUCAUCUGAGGAGGAACUGGUCCGAGCGAUGGUUCACCCUAAAGCCCAGUGAUCUCUCUUACUAUGUGAGUGAGGAACGUAAGGAGAAAAAGGGGAGCAUUUCUUUGGACAGAAAUGCAUGCGUGGAGAUCUUGCCUGACAAAGAUGGGAAACGGUGUAUGUUCUGCGUGAAAACUGCUUCACGGACGUACGAAAUGAGCGCCUCAGACACCAGGCAAAGGCAGGAGUGGACUCUUGCUAUCCAGAUGGCCAUCCGCCUGCAGGCAGAGGGCAAGAAGUCCCUGCACAAGGAUUUGAAGCAGAAGAGGCGGGACCAACGAGAGCAGCGGGAGCUCAAGAAGGCUGCCAAAGAGGAGGAGAUGCAGCGCCUGAAGCAGCUGCAGGAAGAGAAGGAGCGCAAGCUGCAGGAGCUGGAGCUGCUGAAGGAGGCUCAGCGGCAGGCCGAGUUUCUGCUGCAGGAAGAAGAGCAGCGGCGCCAGCAGCAGCAUGAGGAAAUGCAGAGGACGCUGGAGGUACAACUGCGUGAAGCCGAACAGGCCCGUGCUUCCAUGCAGGCUGAGAUGGUUCUGAAGGAGGCAGAGGCAGAACGUCAGCGCAAGCGCAUCACAGAAUUGGAGGAGAUGCAGCAACGGCUCCAAGACGCAUUGCACCAGGAGGUCAAAGCUCGUCAGGACGAAGAGGCUGUGAGAUACGCACAGGCCAGGCUGCUGUCUGAAGAGGAAGAAAAAUUGAAGCAAUUGAUGAAGAUGAAGGAAGAACAAGAGGAGUACAUCAUCAAGGCCCAGCACGAAAAGCUGGUCCUCAAGCAAGAGAUGGAAAAUAAGAGCAAGUUUCUGGAAGAGGCCCAACAGCAGCUGGAAGAAGUGAGAUUUAACCGAGAGAGGAUGGACCAGGAUGUCAUGCUGGCCCAGCGGAAGCUCCAACAAGCCAGCACCAAUGUAAAGCAUUGGAAUGUCCAGAUGAAUCGACUGAUGCACCCUAUUGCUCCAGGAGAGAAGCGUACGGUGGUUUGUGGAGGGUUCCACGGCUUCGAUCCGGCACUCCUGUCCAGGAGAGAUUCCUCCCUCAAACUGAAGCAGAAUCUGGAAAAGAAGAAAUCUGAUGCUGUGAAAAAUGAGUGCAAAGAAAACAUAAAUGGAGAGACUGAGAAGCAACUGCAGCCGUCUGAUAAGGAUAAUCCCAGCUCAGAAACCCUCUGAUUAGCCACAGAAGGGAGGCAAACCCACUUGUUGAAAUUUAGGGUCCAGGAAGUAAACACCAUGACAGAUUAACAAUGAUAGUGUAUAUACAUGUAUGAAUACUGGACAGAUAUAAAGAAUUGUAUAGGGAAGUAUGGUGAUGAUUCUACCCUGUUAAGCCACAGGCUAUGUUGGCAGUUUGCUUAGUGCACUAGAGCUGCACUGAUGUAUAUAAUAUGGACAAAAUGGAAGUUUUCUUAUGCCAAGAACAGAAGCAUGGUUCUUUGGGAUUACAGCUCCCCCGUGAUACAACCUAUUUGGUCUCAGCAGAUGGAGAAAUAUCUUGGUCACACUGUAUCAUACUGUGCUAUUACGGGCUUGAGGAAUUCCUAACAGCUGUUGUUGAUGGUAGUAACCUCUGUGGCUAUGUGCCAAGAAGUCUGUCAUUUUAAAAACUUCUUUUUUAAAAUGGGAAAAUACACAUUUCAUGCUAUUUUGGUUUGGAACAUAUUAUAAAAAAAGUUGGGUCCUGUUCUUUGGGGGAAAUGUUGUUAAUGUUCUCUUUGGACCCGUUUUCAUUCAUCUUUUAUUAUUUAGCAGGUGACGCCGCGAAACAGAUAUGACCAGAGUAGGUCUACUGAAUUCUGAAAAGGCUGUGUGUUCUGAGCACUUUUGAGUCGAACUAGCAGUCCAAAAGAAGAGAUUGCAAAGAGCUAGAAACCUGA
Molecule: messenger RNA, 2599 nt
Organism: Elgaria multicarinata webbii
Lineage: Eukaryota; Metazoa; Chordata; Lepidosauria; Squamata; Anguidae
Gene: DEF6
Product: DEF6 guanine nucleotide exchange factor
Exons: 11
Coding region: 27-1895 (622 amino acids)
Cellular component (GO): cytoplasm; nucleus
Source: RefSeq, a predicted model, not a curated record